CAAAUUUUUUCCCGAAAGAGUUAUCUCGCGAGAUAACUUCUUCAUCUUCAGUUCGCUCGAAUCGUGAUUAUGGCCGACACCACCCUCAAAUUUCCUCACAAAAUCGAGGACCUGGACCCCGAGACAAACGCUGAAAUUUCGCGAAACUUUUCAGGGGGUCUCAAUCACCUCGUCCAAGUCGGCCCCCAAAAAAUGCUAAUCCCGAGCGAAUUCAGCGACGAGUGUGACAAUUAUUACAAUUUUAAAUUUCGAAAGGGGGAUGUUAUCGUUGUGGGCUACCCCCGAUCUGGCACCACCAUGACCCAGGAGAUGGUCUGGCUGAUGCUGAACAACUUCGACCUGAAGAAGGCCCUCGACACUUCCCUAAUCGUGCGAGUCCCGCUUUUGGAGGCGCGGUCUCUCACGACGAAGGAGACCAUCGCUGCGGUCAGUGCCACCAACCAGGGGGCGGAAAAAUUGAGACUGUACCGGUCCUCUAUCGAGAUUUUGAGGGCCAACCCUGGACGAAGAGUCAUCAAGACGCACCUACAUUUCAAUUUUUUGCCCCCGGAUUUGUUAAAUUGUGGUUGUAAAAUUAUUUAUGUUGCUCGUAACCCAAAAGACGUCGUUGUGUCCCUGUACCACUUACAACGCACCAGCCAGGGCCGCCAAUACACCGGCGAUAUUUCCACUUUUUUGGACUAUUUCGUGUCGGAUUUGACGCUUUUUGCGCCCUACUGGGCCCACCUGAGCCAGGGCUGGGAGCGACGCCACUCCCCCAACGUGCAUUUUAUUUUUUACGAGGAUUUUAUACAAAAUCGCAGACAUCACAUUAAAACCAUCGCGGAUUUUAUCAAUCAAAAGCUCACAACCGAGCAAGUGGAGCUGCUGGAGGACACACUCGAGUUUUCGCAUUUUAAGAAAUAUAUGUCGAGAGGUGUGGACAGGGAUAUGAACACGAGGCAGGACGUCAAUGAUGAUUUUAUAAGGAAGGGGGAGAUCGGCGGGUGGAAGGAAUACUUCACUGAGGAGAUGAAUCAGAAAAUGGACAAAUGGGUCAAGGAAAAUGUGGCCCGAAUCGGAAUCGAGUUUCCUCUAGAGUUUUAAAUUGCCGUUUUAAUUGUAGAUAAUAAAGGGUUUUAAUUACAGCUGAAAAA
Molecule: messenger RNA, 1136 nt
Organism: Tribolium castaneum (red flour beetle)
Lineage: Eukaryota; Metazoa; Arthropoda; Insecta; Coleoptera; Tenebrionidae
Product: sulfotransferase 1C4
Exons: 4
Coding region: 70-1086 (338 amino acids)
Biological process (GO): sulfation
Cellular component (GO): cytoplasm
Molecular function (GO): sulfotransferase activity
Source: RefSeq, a predicted model, not a curated record